This is a messenger RNA of Cottoperca gobio, 6985 nucleotides long. RefSeq names its product zinc finger, CCHC domain containing 2 (gene zcchc2). NCBI's taxonomy places the organism in Eukaryota, Metazoa, Chordata, Actinopteri, Perciformes, Bovichtidae. The coding region runs from base 200 to 3745 and encodes 1181 amino acids. Gene Ontology annotation, molecular function: nucleic acid binding; zinc ion binding. The record is from RefSeq and is a predicted model, not a curated record. The transcript has 14 exons.
AUGAGGAGUAGAAGAAGAAUGUAACGUUGGAAAAAAAGCUACAGUACUAUCGUCGCGUCAGAUGAUUAGCUACUAGUAAAAACACUGUAAAACGACUGACAGUCCACCUCUCUUUUCAGCAUUACGAAACGGCGUAAAUUGUUCGUUAUGUAUAUUGGUCCGUUAUUUACACAUUGAAGCCUCUCUCGCUGCGCUGAUAAUGCUGAAAAUGAAACUACCGAUGAAAACGGGCGAGGAAGGAGGCGAUGAAACUGCCGAGGACGAUUCAUUGGAUCUGUCGGAGAACCAACAUAUUCCCAGGCCGGUAGCUCCUUCUUCGGCGUCCGACCGUCUGGAUGAGUCGCCCAGACCUAAUAUGUAUCCAUUCCAGCUGGACAAGGAGACUGUUUUUGAGUGGUUUGGCCUACAUCUAAACCCUGCUAAACGGAUCGAGUUCAUGUGCGGGCUGCUACAUAUGUGCCAACCACUGGAGCUCCGCUUUUUGGGAUCUUACUUAGAGGAUCUCGCUAGGAAAGAUUACCAUGUUUUAAGAGACUUUGAGUUUCGGGCGAAUAGUCCGAGCGAUUUGGGAGUUUUAACGGACGUGAUUGAUCCAGUCGUUAGGUCUAAACUCUUGGUCUGCCUGUCCCUCCUCGGGUCUGACAGCAGGGAAUGUGCUGGAAUACUCUUUCGGAUACUGAGCCAUGUAGAUCCGGCCUUGUUCUACAAAAAAUAUGACUACUCCCUUCCUCCAUUCAGGGACCCUAACCACCACUCGUUCCACCCACUGUGUCAGGACGGGAAUUUGUACGAGCGGUCAGAGCAGACCUGUGGCGCCUCCACUAACGAAACAGCGGCAGGACCCCUGGAGCAGUUGGCGCUGCUUUUUGCCAUGGCCUCUCUCCACCCAGCUUUCCAUUUCCACCAACGGGAGAUGGUCCGAGGGCAGCUUGACAAAAUAGAGCUUGCCAUAGCAGAAGAGGAGAGACGUCAAAGUCAGCUUAGAAUAAACGCCCAGAUGACGGAGCGGACGGGUCAGAAGGCAGAUUACCUGCCUUCCCCAACGCUGGGUGUGGGAGAUUGUACGGCGUCCUAUCCUCCCUGCCAGAGCCGACGCUCCAACCGCUGGACAACACAAAGAGAAGCAGUCCAUAUAGAGGCAAUUGUACUCAGGGGCAUCUCUCGGACCAGAAUAGACAAGGAAUACAACUUUGAGGUGAAGUGGUCAGACUCUUCUUCCAGUAGUGUGACCAAAACCCAUCUGGAACUGGAGAAUUUCCUUCUUAAGCUUCCUAAGGAUCAGAAUACUGAGUCUUUUGAGAAGAGCAUCCUGAGGCUUCUGAACCAGGGGGAGAGGAAUGAGAACAGGGAGGCGGAGAAGAACCUCAGGGAGAGGUUCCUGUCUGCUCCUCCAGUCUUCAGACAGACCAGAAAGGUCUGCAGUUUCUUCAACUGUGACUCCAGUUACUCUACAAAACCUACUUGCUGCAGAUGCAACUGCCAGCUGGGUAAGGCCUACCAAGGAGACUGUUCUGAUGCCUCCAGUCAGGAGGAAGAUUUAGAAUUGUAUGCUCAGGGACACAAGAAGAAGCACGGGGCCAAGAGUCCAUCUCAAGGUCUGUCUAGUGCCAGGGGCGCCCAGGGGGACGGUCGGAGGGGGGGCCACGCUGCAGAGCUUAAUGGUCCAGCAGAGAGAAGGAAGAGCUGCACACUGAGAAGCAGCCAGGAGGCUGAGCAGCACCAGGACAAUGAAAAGAGAAGCCACCCAGUCACUAAAACAAAGAGCAGAGGCCUGCCCACAGACAGGGACAAAGUGAAGGGGAAGGCUGCUGCCUUUGUAGCCAACGGUAGAUUAGUACCAGCUCAGAGGAAAGAUGGAGGUUCUGGUCCAGAUACCUUUGGUGAAACAUCAUCAGAAAGCUACAGCUCUCCAUCCAGCCCUCAACACCGAGGACCAGAGAGCUUGGAUAGUGAGGACGAUAACAACAAAGAUACAGAUAGCCACUCUGAUGACUCCAGUAAAGGUAGGGACCCGGACAUGUUCUUCGCCCACCAGACGGAUCCUACUGUGGUGGGGGAGGUCUCCUCUGUCCACCCUCUGUCUUCCAACAACCACCAGGGCCAGAAAGAGCCGCUCUGCCCAGAGACCAGCACAGAUUUUCCCCCUCUCUCCUUCAUGCGUUCUCUGCCCUACGUGCUUCCUAACGGAGCUGCUGACUCUCCCCUUCCACUGGCCCCUCCUCCCAGCCAAAGCAUCGUCCCAGAUCGGAUGCCCUCCUCAGGGACCCUGAUGAUGCAGAUGCCCCUAGUGCCUCCAGUUGUCCUCAACCCUGGAAUUGUGGGAGACCCAGAUAAGAGGGACAUGCUCCCAACCUUUGGGAUUCUGCCUAUUGGCCUCCGCCCUUCUGCUGUGCAGCCUUUGGUUCAGAGGUUCAAAACGGCUUUGCCUCACAGCCAAGGUGGCCCUGAUGGAGCUCCAGGGAGUGGUUCUAAUCCUGCUGCCCCGCAGGCUUUGCACCAGGCUCCUGUAAGAGCCAUCGGUGUCAUGUCUCCUGGCCCCACAUCCUACUCCUCCCCUCGUCACCAGUCUCUGCCCUCCCAAGACCUGGCCAGUGUCAGCCCCGGCCUGGCCUCCUCUCUGCCACAUGUGGAGACUUCCCAUGCCAAGCACCCCUGCUUAACCUUACCAUCUGGCCUGCCUUCUCCCUACACCCUGCCCCCUGUCCCCACCUCUCUCAUGCCUACUGCACCUGCAGCCACUGGAAUAGCUCCAUCUCCUGGACACGUACAAGCAGCUGUUCCUCCAGCUGUGCCCACCCACACCCCUGGACCUGCCCCCAGCCCCAGCCCAGCGUUGACUCGCAGCAUGGCACACAGUGUCUGUACGUCCUACAGCAACAGUAGUGCUUCCUGUGGAAGUGCCUCAGUUGCCCCUGCAAACCCUAUUACUCUUCAGCAAACCCAGCAGCAACAAUUGCCCCCCCAACAGCCAACACCACCACCACCACAGCAACAGCAGCAACAACAGCAGCAGCAGCAGCAGCAGCAACAACAGCUGCAGCAGCAGCAGCAGCAGCAUGCAAUGGGCUGUGGGACAUGUGGGUGUCACAACAACUGCGGUGGCCGAGGCAGCGUUGGUAACAGCAACAGUGUCAGUUGCGCCCCCGUCUGCCAAGCACCCUUAUUCUUCCCCCACCAGAUGGCGGCAGCACGGCAGGUGUUCAGCGUCCCGCCGCCUCUCUUCCAGCUCACUAGUCUGUGCAGUAACAGUUACCUCACCCAGGCCCAGCCUCCUCACCAGGUCAACGGUGGCGCCACCCUGCCCCCCUUCUUCCCCACCGCUCCGCCUCCUGCACACCCAUCCCCAUACGGCCCCCUCCACACUCACUCGCACAGCCACACAGACGUGCCAUCACAUAUGCUGGGCACCCAGGCCGCGGCAGUGGCAGCCGCCGCAGCUGCAAACUACAGCCUCCAGCAGCAGAUGGCGCCGGCAGCAUCGUUCUGCCAGCGUGUCUACCAGCACGUGUACCCAAAUCCGAUGGGGAUGCUGCCUGCUGCUGCACUGGGUGGAGGUGGAGUCAAUAAGAAAAGUGGCAAUGUGUCCUGUUAUAACUGUGGUGUGAGUGGCCACUACGCUCAGGACUGCAACCAACCCUCCAUAGACUCCACACAGCAAGUUUUGGCGCCCAAAGCCGUAAUGGGCUCAUUACCGCCCCCUGAGGCCGAUGGGUGGAAAACACCCACUGCACACACCUGCAGAUAGCCACUUCCCUGAGCUUCUCUAUGGGAAGCACGUCUCCAACACAGUGGCUGACACACCUACCUUCACCGUCAAUAAGGACAGGCUUUGAAAAAUCAGUUCCUCCGCCGAACAUUGUCUCAUGCAACAAUAAAGUCACGUUGACAACAUUGAUAGCAGACAUUACAUUACGUUCAAUGAAAAGUCAGUUGGAUGCCAGGAUGGUACAAAACACAUAGUUUAAUGUAGUUUUAAAAGAGGUGAAUUUAGAAAAACUUAUUUAGUCCCUCACUGACGUUCAGUAAUGUUCAGACUUUUAUUUUUUUAAACUGUCCACUGAUUGUAUAUCCUCUGUGUGUUUGGAUGCAUCUCUGUAUGUGUGCAUGUGUUUGCUUGUGUGUUGGUGAUGACAUUGCAGGUGGCUUCCGGUUAAAGUACGCAGCCUCCCACUUUUCAGAAGCACUUGACAAUGCUGACUGAAGAAGAAGAAGAAAAAGAAGAAGAAAAAGAAGAAGAAGAAGAAGAAGAAGAAGAGUUCCUCUGGUCUCGUUUCCACAGUGAUGGUCAUCCGUUCUUCCCCCGGCACUGUGUGUGAGCAGCGCACUGAAAAAAUAAAAAAACAUUCUCAAAAAGGAAGUGACCUGCCAAGGGCUCAGGGGACAAAGCCUAAGUACUUGUGCCUGAGAAAAUCUUGUUCCCAUGGAGAUGAGUCACUAUCUCGUGCACAGUAACAGUCCCUUCCCUUAUUAGUUUGUCUUUGAUAUUUUUGCACUGAGGAUUGGAAUCGAUUAACUUAUUACUUAAUUAUUAGAGAUUUUUUGAAGAUUUUUUCCGUUUGUUUUUACAUUAAAGUGGAGACUAGUCUCGGCUAAAAAAAAGUUCUUAUACACUUAAUUCUAAAACAUUUCUCUUUUCCUCAUUAUUACUGUUCAGCUAGGAUUCUAUUGUCGGACAGAAUUGUACAGCAGUUUUCAAAGAUUAAAUCAAAAAAAGUAAUUUUAUCAAAAAGGAUUUUAUGUUUGUUUUAAUUGUUUUGCUGUUUUUGAAUGUACACCUUUUAAGGAAUCUGACUGUAUCAACGUGUAUGGAUCCCAUGCAUUUUUUUGCCACUUGAUAUAUGUUGUGGUUGGAAGGUAAUUGCUGCUUUAUGUUAUUUCUUUUCAUUAAAAUAGUUUUACUUGGGGAAAAAUGCACUAAAGCGAAGCAGGAACAUGAGUGCUCUAAAACAGUUCGCACCGCAACAAGCAGAUGUAAGGAUCUGUUCAUUUUCACGAUCCACAUUCACAGGAAAUGGCAAAAAUAAUCUGCUUAUUUUUAGUGUAGUUUAAGUGUUUCAAGUGUGAAACUGCUCUUUAUGCAACAUGUUCUAAAUACUAAAUACAACCGAAGAGAAGAUCAUUCUACCCUGAUCAGACCAAGAUAACUCUACAACUACAAAGAGAGGAUUUAGACUGAUGUUGUUUAACUCUACGACAAUUAAUUGCAGAAAUGUCAACUGUUGCUUUCGUCAGUGUUCAAUGUACAAUUCUGCAGAGGAGCGUAGAUUGAAAAACAGAACUCUAGUUAUAUAGACUGAGUCAUUGAGGCAUCUCUAGAGAAAUAAACACUUUCCUGCCCAUUUGUCUGUUCGUAUUUCUGGCAGAAUGCCGUUCUAAGCUUAUUUAAGAUUAGAAUGUCACCAUUUAUUGAAGCUAAAACUAAGGUGGGCAAUAACUGACUUUUUCUAUACUUGUUAUUUGAGUGAAUUAACUCUGAAAUAUCUGUUUACGUUUCUGUUUUCACAAAACUGUUGAUAACUAACCUAUGAUGUCUGACGAACCUGAACACAUUUGACUACAUGUUCUGAACUUACCCCUCGAUGUGGAUAAUCAGCUGAACACUUACAAAAACAGCAAUUGGCAAAUCCAUCUUUACUGUAAUGCCUAAUUAAGCAGCACAGAAUAUAGAGCCCCAAUGUGCACUGUAUUAAAUAAAGAAGCGAUGAUAAUAAAUAAAACAUAGUUGGUCAAAUAAUUUAAGAAACUACAUUAAGGCUCAAUAUGUUGGUAUGAAAUUUCAUCGUCAGUUUUAUGUUUUGUUCUUAUUUUUGUUUCAUAAUGUCACUUCACAAGUCCCCUGCCUCUAUAGCUACACCAUUAGUUAGCGCCUGUUAGCUAGGGCUAAGACCAGUGACAUUAUGAAAUAAAAGUGUCAUUCUAUAGGGGGAAAAAUGGCAUUUAUGACAAAAUUCAUAAUAAUGAGAUGGUUUAUUUGGUGGUUUAUAUAUUUUACGCAAUUUAUUCAUGUUUAUGUCAUAUCUUUUUUUAUGUAUUUAACACCGAACACUUUAGAGUUCCAUAUGAGAAAGAGUAUAAGGAGUUAACAUUUCACAUAUUACAAAAUAACUGAGAUAACGUUGAUCAUCUCACAGACUGUUGAUAGUGAAGUGUGUGUACAUUCUGAGCGUCUGUGUUUGAUUGUCCUGUCUCUGAAGACGACAGAAACAUAUUUUACACCAUCACAUUUCCUGGCAGCCCGAAGGACUUGUUUAUUCUAGUAUCUCCUAAUUAAUGUGGUAUUCCAUGCUUUCCUCAGCAUUGCUGUGUCUAGCUGUGUUGUUCCUGGUCAGGGGGAAGUGUGUUGUGUGUGUGUGUGUGUGUGUGUGUGUGUGAGACUGCUCUUAAGUUGUUUUCAGGGCUUUGUGGAUGCUCUGAUUGUUUUGUCUGCCAUCCCUGCUCAAACUACUGUCAGUGCAUUAGUUGAAUUAAAGUCUAUGCAUACACACUUGUUUUCCUGAAUGCUUAAAGUGACAGUCAGGAGAUGCGAUUGGUGGAAACUGAUUUGAUGUCAAUCUGUAAAGGAUGCACACCCUGCUGUCAGAUCAGACUACCUCCAGUUUCACUUUAAACAUUAUUUGUGUCCCAAACUGUUUUUCCAGAACGUUCUUCCUUUCAUUCGACCCUCAAAGUGGAUGAGAAGAUCCUGCAGAGUUCUGGAUCCAGUGAUCACAAGCCAUCGGGACGUCCAGUGUAAAUACUGAGGAUGCAAAAAAAAAAAAAAACAGUGUUGUGUUGAUCUUGAUGGUUUGAAAAAUGCUGUACUGUACAUUUGCGAGGGGUCUCUCUGCUGCCACCCUCAGUUGUAAUGUUUACUGUACUCUUUGAUAUCUAUGUACUGGAAAGGUCAAAAAUAUUUCUAGAGCAGAAUUUGAAUUUUAUGCAACUUGUUUUUUUUCUGUAAUUAAAAGCAAUAAAUAUAAAUAAAUGGAAAGGGAAUAUGUCCUGA